AUGCUUUCUUUCUUUCUAUCUUUCUUUCUUACUCUCCUUUUUUUAUUCGUUCUUUCAUACUUUCUUUCUUUGAUGCAUUCUUUCUUUCUUUCAUUCAUUCAUUCUUCCCUAAAUUCAUUUAUUCAUCCACUCUUUAUUUCUUUCAUAUUUUCUUUCUUUCUUUCUUUCAUUCAUUUCUUUCUUUCUUUCUUUUCCUUCCUUCAUGCUUUCUUUCUUUCAUUCUUUCUUUCUUUCGUUCACUCUUUCCUUCUUCCUUUCAUUCAUUCUUUCUUUCUCUCUUUCUUUCUUUCUUUCUUUCAUUCCCUCUUUCCUACUUACAUCCAUUCUUUAUUUCUUUCCCUCUUUCUUUCUUCCUUUCAUUCAUUCCCUCUUUCCUACUUAGAUUCAUUCUUUCUUACUUUCAUUUCUUUCUUUCUUUCUUACUUUCAUUUCUUUCUUUCUUUCUUUCUUUCUCCUAAAACCAAACAGCGCUUUUGA
Molecule: messenger RNA, 477 nt
Organism: Acanthosepion pharaonis
Lineage: Eukaryota; Metazoa; Mollusca; Cephalopoda; Sepiida; Sepiidae
Source: the annotation of a GenBank genome assembly